AACCGCGGAGGAAUCCUAGCUGGCGUGGCUCGUGUCCACCGCCUCCACCUUCCUUCCCUCCUCAGUUCAUUCAGAGUCCUCCCUGGAUGGGACGACUCCGCACACUUCUCCUCACCACGUUACCAUUCUGCCGCCCGAGAUUAUUUGCCCGACAGUCCAUCCGUAAACGGACUUAAUAAGGCUCCUGCCAAAGUCGACUCCCUAGACCUCACAGGAAUAGGGAGGUCGAGAUCAUGAUCCGGCCGGGAUUGCGAUGGCUCGCGACCCUGGCUUGCCUCGCCGCUUUAGUAAAAGGGCAAAAUUUUUCAACUCGUCAAAGGUUUCAACACAGAGGUGACAUUGAAAAACCACCGCAUGGGGAUGAUAAUGACGAUUCAUAUCGUCCUUAUGAUGACGAUCAACCCGACUAUGAUGAUGGCAACGAUAGGAAUUAUGAGACGUCAUAUAAUACUGGCUCCUCGUGGAAUCAAACAUUUUACAAUGGCAAUAGAGAAGGAUAUGGUGACUCGAGAAAUUAUGGUGAUUCAUAUGAUCGAAAUUAUCAUCGAGGUCAACAUGGUUCAUCGCAAUAUGAUCGAGAUCGUUAUCUACCAUCGGGAGCUGAAAGAGAAGAUGGUGGAGGUAGAUACGCGGUGUAUCCAAAUCCAGAAGCAAAAAAUUGUACCGGAAAUGCAAAUUGCGUUCCAAAAUGUUACGCCGAGAAAGGAUCAAGAGGUCCUCCUGGUACACCUGGAAUUCAAGGUCCUCGGGGUCAAACAGGAUUUCCAGGAAUAGAAGGUCUUCUUGGUCAAAAGGGUGAUAAAGGUGAUCCCGGUCCACAAGGACCACGAGGAUACAAGGGUGAUCGAGGUAUGACUGGAGUGCCUGGAUAUCCUGGAAUCGACGGUGUUCCAGGAGUUCAAGGACCACCGGGAAAUGCGGGUCUUCCUGGUCGCGAUGGAUGCAACGGAACCGAUGGAUUACCGGGAAUUGAUGGUCGUCCUGGAGAAUCGGGUCCUCGUGGUCUUCCUGGAAUUUCAGGACCAAAAGGAGAAAAAGGAACGCCAGCUUACGUGGGACCUUUUCCCGUGGGAGAAAAGGGUGAACCCGGUCUCGAUGGAGUACGUGGUCCACCUGGAAAUCCAGGACCAGAAGGACCUCGAGGUCCUCCUGGAAUGAAAGGCGAACGAGGACAAUACGGAUUACCAGGAAGUACGGGACAAAAAGGUGAAAAAGGUCACAUGGGUCUUGGCUUCGAAGGACCAAAGGGAGAUAAAGGUCUGAGAGGACUUCCGGGUCCUCCGGGUAAAUUGGAAACGUCCACGGGAACAAAAACAACAGUUGGUUCACCUGGUGAACCGGGACCAAAAGGAGAUCGAGGUGAUAGGGGCACAGAGGGACCUAGAGGAGAGACCGGUCCUCCAGGUGAUUACGGAAUACCUGGUGUAGCCGGAAUGAAAGGUGAAAAAGGUCUUCCUGGAGUUCCAGGAGUUCGGGGCAGAGAUGGAUUUUCAGGACCACCAGGACCUAUUGGUUUGAAAGGUGACAGAGGUUAUGAUGGACUACCUGGUCUUGAUGGACGUCCUGGCGCUAAAGGACAUCCUGGCAUAGAUGGUCCAAUGGGUAUUUCCGGUAUUCGAGGACCUCCUGGACCACCGGGAGGUGGUAAAGGUCGUCCUGGACCACCAGGUGAGAAGGGACCAAGAGGUUUCCCUGGUCCAGUGGGACCCAGAGGAUCAGAUGGUUUUCCCGGAGAACCUGGACUGAGAGGUCCAAUUGGUUUACAAGGAGGACCGGGUCUUCCAGGAAUUCCGGGUCCCGAAGGACUGCCAGGUGAAAAAGGACACAAAGGAGAAUCGGGUCUUCCGGGCUUUCCAGGUGAAAUUGGACCACGUGGUUUUGAUGGAGCUCCUGGUCCCGCAGGACUUCGAGGUCCUUCCGGUGAAAAAGGAUUGUCAAUCAUAGGACCCAAAGGAAUGGACGGUCUUCCUGGAAACGAUGGUGCAAAGGGCCAAAAGGGAGAGAGAGGUUAUCAGGGUGUGAGAGGUCGACCCGGCGAUUCAUUGGAGGGAAUUCCAGGAUCACCGGGAGCACCUGGACAACCUGGAGAAAUUGGACCAUCGGGAAAAGAUGGUAUGCCAGGUUUUCCGGGACUUCCUGGUGAAAAAGGUGACAUUGGAGGAAGAUGCAUUGACUGUGCUCCUGGUCAUCCUGGUUUAAAGGGAGAAAGAGGAUUCGAUGGAGCGCCUGGUAUUCCAGGACUUCGAGGACCACCUGGUGAACUUGGACCAAUUGGUGAACCUGGAAUUGACGGUAAUCCUGGACUUCAAGGACCACCUGGUUUUCCCGGAAAAGAUGGUUUGCCUGGAGCACCUGGAUCUCAGGGACAACCAGGAACACCGGCAAUUAUACCCAGGGAUUCAUUGAAACCGAUAAAAGGCGAUAAAGGCGUUCGUGGAGAAUCGGGACGUGUUGGACCAUUUGGUCCCGAAGGACCUAUUGGCGAGAAAGGACGACAAGGAUACGAAGGAUUUCCUGGUCUCAAAGGAGAACCAGGAGAUCGAGGUUUUCCGGGUCAAGAUGGAGUUCCUGGAAGACCCGGUGCACCCGGAUGGAAGGGAGAGAGAGGUGUGAGCAUCAAGGGAGAACCUGGUGAACCAGGACGAGAUGGUUAUUUUGGAAUGAAAGGUGAUCCUGGUUUUCCUGGCGAUAAAGGAGAGGCUGGUGAAUGUGCACCGUGUAACAUUACGGAAGGUUUGAAAGGUGAUCGAGGGGAGCAAGGUACGAAAGGUGAACCCGGACCGCCUGGAAGAGAUGGACCAACGGGCGAUAAGGGAGACAUGGGUCCUGAGGGACUUGUCGGUGCUGUUGGAUCGAUUGGACCCCCAGGACCUACUGGUCCCAGAGGAGAACCAGGACCAAGGGGAGAGAAGGGUAAUAUGGGACCAUUCGGUUUCCCUGGAGAACCGGGCAAAGAGGGAGCGAGAGGAUUCCCUGGUCCAGCGGCUCCAAAAGGCGUUAAAGGAGAACCUGGAGUUUCUGUGAAAGGAAGCACUGGAUUCCCGGGACCACAGGGAGUUAAAGGUGAGAGAGGACUUCCGGGACCACCUGGAAAGGAUGGACCAGAGGGUCCACCAGGAUUGCCUGGAUUCACUGGAGAAAAAGGAGAUGGCGGUGAACCUGGAUUGGAUGGUUUACCUGGAGCUCCUGGUGAGAAGGGUGACACUGGUCCAGUUGGUGCUACUGGACCACCUGGAGUACCAGGAAUGGCCGGUAGUGAUGGAGUUAAAGGUGAGCCUGGUCUGACUGGAGAACCGGGUAGAGAAGGUUUACCCGGAUUCCCUGGAGCUAAAGGCGAAAGAGGUGAAAUUGGCAGUGACGGAUCAAAGGGUUAUCCUGGAAGAAGAGGAGCUCCUGGUUUACCGGGAACUCCAGGCGAAGAGGGACGUCCUGGUUUGAAGGGUGAAACGGGACCGAAAGGAGACUAUGGAUUCCCUGGAUUGCCAGGAAUAGAGGGUAAAUCCGGAAGACCCGGAUUGCCUGGAUUAAAAGGAGAUGUUGGUUAUCCAGGACCACCGGGUCCACACGGUCCGCACGGAUACGAAGGAAUGAAGGGAGAUCAUGGCCCUCCUGGUUUUCCUGGAAGAAAAGGAGAACCAGGUCAGGUUUCGGAAAAGGGGCAAAAGGGAGAGGUUGGUAUGCCGGGAAUUCGAGGUCCGAUGGGACAAUCUGGUAGAGACGGUCUGGAUGGAAUUAAGGGCGAAAGGGGAAUGGUGAUAUUUGGACGAGAUGGAGUUCCGGGUGCUAAAGGUGAUGCUGGUACACCUGGUCGUCCUGGUUUAAUUGGACUUCAAGGGGAAAAAGGCGACGCUGGCGUUCGUGGUUUCGUUGGUCAAAAAGGAGACGCUGGAUUCCCUGGUCUUUCUGGAGAACCUGGAACACCUGGACUUGAUGGUCUGCCAGGGGAAAAUGGAGAGAUUGGACCAAUGGGUUCUCCUGGGUUUCCAGGACAAAUGGGAGACGUUGGAAUACCAGGAGAAGGUGGUUUGGAUGGAAUGAAAGGAGAACGGGGACCUAUAGGUCCGCCUGGUCCAUUUGGAAUAGUGGGUCCAGAGGGUGAAAAAGGUGAUCGUGGACCUCCUGGUUUGACGUUAAAUACCAAGGGAAUGAAAGGUGAACCAGGUCUUCCUGGACUUCCCGGUGAUAUUGGACAGAAGGGUGACAGAGGUUUCGAUGGAGUGGCAGGAUUUGUGGGCGAAAAGGGAGACAGAGGCUCAGUCGGUCUUAUAGGAAAUCCCGGACCUCCUGGACCAAUGGGACCAAAGGGAGAUCGAGGUUCAGAGGGACUUCCUGGUCUUCAAGGUGUGACAGUUAAAGGAGAAAAGGGUCUUCCUGGUCGUUUGGGUAAACACGGAAAAGAUGGAUUCCCAGGAAUUCCCGGCGAAAAAGGAGAAGCGGGAUUGCCUGGAUUACCCGGACACAAGGGUGAUCGGGGACCUUAUGGUCCAGUUGGUCCACAGGGUGAGAAAGGUGAUUUAGGAUUAUCGGGAGCACCUGGAUUGUCUGGUCGGGAUGGUGCGCCUGGAAUUGAAGGAAUGCCUGGACUCACUGGAGAGAGAGGACCAAAGGGAGAUCAAGGUCCUCCAGGACCUUUCGGUGUUCCUGGUCAAAAGGGUGAUCAAGGAGUCUCAGGAUUGAACGGAUUGGAUGGUUUGCCUGGUGAAAAGGGAGAUAGAGGCUGGAAUGGUCCAGAUGGAAUUCCAGGAUUCCCGGGUGAAAAAGGUGAUGCUGGCUAUCCAGGAUCACCUGGUUUGAUGGGAUCGGUUGGUUUUGUUGGUAUUAAAGGAGAAAAGGGAGAUGAUUGCGAAACAAUGCCACCUGGACCAAAGGGAGAUCGAGGUUAUCCAGGAUCCCCUGGAAUUCCUGGACUUUCGGGAGAGAAAGGAAUGGCAGGACCUCCAGGUUUCCCUGGUAGAGACGGUGCUAAGGGAGAAAUUGGCUUUGUUGGUGCACCUGGAACACCUGGAUUACCUGGACAACCUGGAUUAGAUGGACCACCGGGACAAGCUGGACUUUCGGGUACGCCUGGAUUCCCUGGAAUUAAGGGUGAACAAGGAGCACCAUGUGACAUUGCUCCUGAUUAUUUGACGGGAAUUUUAUUAGUCAAACAUAGUCAAAGUCAAACUGUUCCAACUUGUGAACGUGGACAUAUCAAAUUAUGGGAGGGUUACAGUCUUCUAUUCACUGAUGGUGACGAAAGGGCUCACUCUCAAGAUUUAGGUUAUGCUGGCUCAUGUGUGAGAAAGUUCUCGACGAUGCCGUUCUUGUUCUGCGACGUAAAUGACGUCUGUCACUAUGCAAGUCGAAAUGAUCGUUCUUAUUGGCUAUCCACCAAUAGUCCAAUACCAAUGAUGCCUGUUGAAGAGUCAGGCAUUGAAGAAUAUAUUUCCAGAUGUGUUGUAUGUGAAGUGCCAGCAAGUGUAAUAGCGGUCCACAGUCAAUCAACUGCCAUUCCAGAAUGUCCAAAUGGCUGGUCCAAUCUCUGGAUUGGAUACAGUUUUAUAAUGCACACGGGCGCUGGUGCGCAAGGCGGAGGACAAUCUUUAUCUAGUCCUGGAUCCUGUUUAGAGGACUUCCGAGCAGUUCCGUUUAUCGAAUGUAACGGUGCCAAAGGACACUGCCAUUAUUAUACCAACGAGUACAGUUUUUGGAUGGCAACAAUCCAAGACAAUCAGCAAUUCCAGAAGCCUCAAAAAGAGACAAUAAAAGCUGGAAAUCUACGAAAUCGAAUAAGUCGAUGCGCCGUGUGUUUAAGAAACACAUGAGAUUGUACACAAUUUUUUUAAUUAUAAUUAAUUCAUUAAAAAAAAGCAAAAGAAAUUUUAUAAUUAAUUAAUUGAGAAAAGUUUUAUAAGAAAAUAAUUUGCCCGCCAAUGGAGGGCAAAGAGUAUGAGUCAAAAUUAGUUUUAGAUUUUAUUUUGGAUUUUUAGAAUCUUUUUUUUUUGUUUGUGAAAUAUGGACUAUUUUUUUUUUUGCCAAUUUUUCACUUCUUUAUUAUCACACACACUCUUUCUCUUUACCCUCCCAAGUCCGCUGCCAUUUUUUCCCUCGAUUCUCAUUCUAUUUUUUAAUUAAUAAUUUGUACCAUUAAGUGCCUAGAAUAUUACUUAACAUGUAAAAUAAUAUAUAUAUUUAUAUAUCAUAAAAAAAAGUCGUAUUAAGAGAUCAAAGAUCAUUUAUAUCGUACUACCACAGACACUGCCCAUAUUCAAUAUGGCACAUUUACAUAUUGUAUAUUAAUGUAAACGAUCUUAGUCUGGUAAUUGCGUGACGCCAAAUAUUUAAAUAAAUAGGUAUUUUGCUACAUAGUCAAUAAAAUUAUAUUUUGACAUUUUAGCAAAAUGAAUUUCUUUAUUUGUCCCCUCUCUUUAACGGUUUCUUUUUCUUUUAAUUAUUUUCAUAUUGAAACAAUUGUUUUCAGUUUAUAAAUGUUUAAAUUUGCGAAUGUACAUUUAUUUAAUUUUAAUAUAUUGUAAAAAAUGAUUUUUUUUAUCUCUCAUUCAAAUAUGCGAUUGUUUUUUUUUUUUUUUUUUUUUUUUUUUUUUUUUUUUUUUUUUUUUUUUUUUUUUUUUUUUUUUUUUUUUUUGAAAAA
Messenger RNA from Leptopilina boulardi, 6631 nucleotides. It is a transcript of the gene Col4a1, whose product is annotated as collagen alpha-1(IV) chain. The record is from RefSeq and is a predicted model, not a curated record. Gene Ontology annotation, molecular function: extracellular matrix structural constituent. Bases 234 to 5804 code for a protein of 1856 amino acids. Lineage: Eukaryota; Metazoa; Arthropoda; Insecta; Hymenoptera; Figitidae. The transcript has 25 exons. Gene Ontology annotation, cellular component: collagen trimer.